Messenger RNA from Bombyx mori (domestic silkworm), 5416 nucleotides. RefSeq names its product SET domain-containing protein SmydA-8 (gene SmydA-3). NCBI's taxonomy places the organism in Eukaryota, Metazoa, Arthropoda, Insecta, Lepidoptera, Bombycidae. The record is from RefSeq and is a predicted model, not a curated record. The transcript has 8 exons. Bases 461 to 1942 code for a protein of 493 amino acids. Gene Ontology annotation, molecular function: protein binding.
CAUACCUGCUAUAUUUUUAUAUUUUACAGAAUUUCUGUAAAUUAAACGGUUGUCUGGAAGAGAUCGCUUUUAGCGAUAAGACCGCCUAUUGUACAUAUGUGCUUUGUGACUGUUUUUUUGAAUGUAAAUUGUGUUGGUGUGCAAUAAAGUGUAUUCUCUCUCUCUCUCUAAAUUAAACAACAAUAACAUUUUAAGUACCGAUGGCUGAAGUACUGUAUUGUUAUUUUAAACAACAAUUACGUUUUAAGGUUUUCACUACGCGAAGUUUAUAGCCGAUAACAUAAUGAUUUACAAAAUAUAAGCCCAAAUCGGACGUUACGGGAGUUUGACCGGCCAAAUUCUCGAACAGUCUGAUCUUAUAAUAGAUACUAAAGUCGCUCAGACGCAAACUCUCAGACGUUUAGAUCUUACUCCACAAGAUCCUUGUGUGCUCGGGAUUUCUUGAAUAAUUACAUUGAAAAUGUGCAGUGACAUUAGUCAUUAUACUAUACAGCAAAACGAUAAAUACGGACGAUAUUUAGUAGCUAGUAGAGAUUUGGAUGCCGGCGAAUUGAUAUUUUGUGAUACACCGUUUGCCGUUGGGCCAAAACCAGAUACUCCACCACUUUGUCUUGGCUGCUACGUUCCGGUAGACAACACACUGUGUUCGCGAUGCGGCUGGCCGAUAUGUAGCGUGGAAUGCGAAAGUUCGUCGCAACACGUUGCUGAAUGCGCAGUUUUCGCAACAGCCAAAGUCCGUUUUCAACCUGUCGAUGACUGGACUACUUGUGCGCCUCAACUGGACUGUAUCACACCAUUGAGGGUUCUGUUAGCGAAAGAAAAAGAUCCUCACAGAUGGCAGUAUGAGCUAGAGCCGAUGGAAACCCAUACUGAGGCACGACAAAAGAAACAAACGUGGUCUGCAGACCAAGUCAAUGUCGUCAACUUCCUGGUCGAUCAUUGCAAGCUAGGAAACAAAUUCGAUAAAGAAUUAGUACAAAAAGUUUGUGGCAUUCUUGAGGUAAAUUCAGUUGAGGUUCCAUCACAUGGAGGCUUCAGUAUUCGUGCUAUAUAUCCUCGAUUAGCUAUCACAGCACACAGCUGUGUUCCAAAUAUAGUUCAUACCGUACUUAGCAAUGACUACCGAGUUCAGGUCAGGGCAGCUAUUCCUAUAAAAUCCGGGGAAAACUUGUAUUUAUGUUACACAUAUGCUCUGUCUCCAACUUUAGUGCGAAGAGAAUUCCUUGUUGAAUCAAAGUUUUUUUACUGCGACUGUCAUCGUUGCGCUGAUCCAACGGAGCUCAAUACACAUCUUAGCACACUCAAAUGUAGCAAGUGUGACGACGGGGUUAUAUUGCCAACAAAUCCUCUAGAAAACGAAGCAAUGUGGAUGUGUUCAGAUAAAAACUGUGGCUUUAAGACAUCUAGUGCCGCCAUCCGUAAGAUGUUAGCCGUCGUUCAAGCUGAGACAGAACAGUUGGACGCUCUAGAACCUGGCCCAGCAGCGAUCGAACAACGAGAAGCAACAAUUAAAAAGUACAAGUCAGUCUUCCACCCCCGACACUCGAUUCUUCUUUCAUUAAAGCACUCCUUAGCGCAAUUAUAUGGUCGAGUGGAAGAAUAUAACAUUGAUGAGCUACCCGACGUUUUGCUUGAAAGGAAAGUAGAAAUAUGUCGACUUGUUCUCAAAACCUUGGACGUUAUAACGCCGGGAGAAACUAGGAUGAGAGGUAUGAUGCUGUAUGAAUUACAUGCGCCACUAAUGUUUUUGGCAAGAAACGAAUACGGGGCUGGUUUGAUUACCUCGGAUCAACUGAAAGAGAAAUUGCAAGAACCAAUUAAAUGUCUAGCGGAUUCUGCAAGGAUUCUACAGCGUGAAGAUCCUCACAGUCCUGAAGGCAUUACUGGACAAAUAGCACAACAAUCUAUGGAACAACUAAUAGCCAGUCUUGAGUCAUUGUAACUUUAAUUGGCGUUUUUGUGUCCUAUUUCGUUAAAUUUCACCUGAUAAGCAUCAAGGUACAAUCGUAGGUCUUAAUUGUUGUAAUAAAUAUUAUGUACUAGCGACCCGCCCCAGCUCCACACGGUCGAAUCAAUUUAUUGUGCAGAAAUUAUCUAAAUUAUAUGGAAUUAAAACAACCCUUUUUACAAAUAAUUUUCAGUAUGUAUUUUUCCUCUUAAAAUCGGAAAUAGCCCGCCAUAUGUAUAGGUAUACCUCAUAUUUCACUCCACACUACUUUUAUACAUCAAAAAGAAAAAAUCGACUUGCUGUUUUGAUUGAUUUGAUGGACAUUCUACUUUUUUAUUCCGCCUUUAACAAAAUAUUACAAGGAGAUUUAUCAAUUUUAACAUAAUUAUGUAACAGUAUAGUAGUCUUUACCACUUUGUGAUUAAAGGUCAAAUUUGUUUAUAGUUAAGUUUAAAAUGGCAUCUAAAUUCUGACUUGCGUGCGGAUUUAUUGCGUUUCCAUUCGGUUUCCCUUGAUAAAGAUCUUCUUUUAUGAGUACUCACAGUGAUAUCUCCAUACCUAUUUCUAUCAAUACGACGCGACGCUUGAAAGGCAAACGUGACUAAGCGACAAUAACUGCUUUGUACAUAAAUGAUAGGCAAUAAUCAUAUUCGAUGCGCAAAAAAAAUAUAUUUCUAGGUCUAUUAAAAUAAUUUCAAUCCUAUAGCUAGAUUCGUUAAAAUAUAAUUUUUUUUCAGGUGUUUUUCAGGUAUAUUUUAAAAUAAUUUCAACUUUAAAUUAUUCUUCUGUAAAGUUCACGCAUUGUCGCUUAGUCAUGUUUGCAUUUCAAGCGUCGAAUAGAUCUCGUUUCUUAUAUUGUUUAUCAGUCGAACAGUUUCUAUUUAAUAACUAUAUUUAUAGUUACAUAAAAGUUUCGUUUUAAACUACAUGUUGUACACAUAUAUAGGUAUUGUAUUUAAUGUUCAUAUUAAGUUAACUGCUUUAACUUCUCAUUAUUUCCGCCAUUACCAAUAAAAUUACCACGCACACAACGGGACCCUGCGUAUCCCCAGUGGUACGCUUACCAUAGAUGGGGAAUCGCUGCUCUAGAGCAAUAAAAGUUAACUUGUGAUGCUCUACUUAUUGUGAUUAUUUUUUGGCACAAUUGAAUACAACAUUUACUUGUGAAAUUAGUAAUAAAAUUUCUAAAAGACAAUAAACUGAUCUCUUGAAACAAAUUCAUUAGGUAUUUAUUAUAAUAUGAAUAUAUGUACAUGUUUUAAAAUGUAAUUUUCUUGGGUUUCUUAAGUGUCUCAACGGCAGCAGGCUUUUUUUGUCUUUCCAUUAUCUCUUCAACAUUAUCAGCAGUAUCCAAUGUCUGUAAUUUUACUGCAGUCUCUUCUUUCUGGUUAUUCAUCUGUAACAUUACAAUUAUAAACAAUAUAUUUUGUCGUAAAAUGGGAGACAAAGCCAGCAUGCUUAUUUUAGAAUAUACGGAAAUCACAUGAAUUGUUAUUAUGUACUUAUGAAAUUUUUCUUAUUUUUUUGUAGAAGUGAAUAUUGAAACUUUUUUAACCAGUAAGCCUACAAAGAUAUAACUUACAUACGUCAGUAAUUACAUUUGUACUGUAUUAUAUAUAUAUAUAUAUAUAUAUAUAUAUAUAUAUAUAUAUUAUUUAUUUAGAACAUAAAUCAUAUGUACGAUAGGAUAAUUUUAGAAAAAAAAAAUUAUUAUAAAAAGCAUGGUAGAUUUUACAUAGUGAUUUAUACUGUGCAAGCCGACUAAGUACUCCCUAUAAAAAUAUUUGUUAUCUGAAUAGUUUACUAUAAAUACUAUUGAUAGUUACUAAUAAUUGUUUAGUUACUAUUAAAUGUUUAGAUGUUACAUUUGCUUACUUGAAUUUUUAACAUAACGAGAAUAAUUUCCUUACCGUAGGGCAAUCCUUUUUCAUAUGAGUAACAUCACCACAGAUCUUACAGCAACCACCAUUAGGAUAUAAGCCUUUUGGAUUAUCAGGGCACUGUCUAGCAAUGUGUCCCUGAAACAUGAGUAAAACUUUCUUAGUUCUUAUUCUAUCAUACAUUUCAUAAUCACCGUACCAAUAAAGUUUAUUGUCAUAAUUAUAGUCAAUUGUUAUAAUUUUUGAAAAAUCUUCUGCAUUAACAUAAAUACAUCCAAACAGUGUAGUUUCGUUUUUCAUAACUUAUGUUGACAGACAAGAGAAUCAUGGUAGAUUAUAAUAAUAUAAUAGGUUCCAAGGUAAACUAUGUGUGAGGUACAGAGAGCAGAUCCUGGACCUUCAAUAAAAAGUAAGAAAAUUAUUAAUACCUAAUAAACAUAACAUAAAAAAUUCGUAAAUGCUACUCUAUUUUUUCUUAGUCCUCAAGAAAUCAUACAAAUCAUUAAUGUAUGGCCUGAAUCAAAAAUAAUUAUAUUGUGUACAAGAAAAAAAUAAGAUUAAUAAGUAAAAUCAUAUUAGCUUAAAUAAGAGACCUAUGUUUUUCUAGGACUUUACCUGUUCUUUACAAAUGAAGCAUGUUGCAAAUCUGAAUUCCUUGUCCCUUUGAACUUUGCAUUCAAACUGUUUAUGCUCUGUUGAGCCGCAUUUGAAACAAAUACCAUCUCCAGCGUCAACUCCCGGUAUAACCGACUUUAAAUCUGGGCAAUCUGACAGGUUAUGGCCACCUUUCCUACAAUUAUAACAAACUUCUCGCUUCACACGGGCCAACGCCUUUUCUGCUCUUCUCCUUUCCAAUUUCAUAGUUCUCUGCACUUCACUUUUAGGAAUUCCCUUCUUGAUCAUAUUGGUCUUUAAUUCUUGUAAACGUUCAGCAUCUUUCUUCAUAACAGGAAAACCAUCAUAACGAAUCAGCUCAACUUCUUUACCAUUGAUUAUUAUUUGGAAGCUAUCGUCUACUGGUUUCCUACGGACUGGUUGUCCAUUAAUAAAGUUUUUCUUUUUUCUUUCCUUUGGUCUAUUGACAGUUUUGUUGUUUUCAGUUUGAUUAUUUUGUUUAUUAUUUUGUUUUGCAUUGUCAUUCUGCAAUUUUUGUUGGUUGUUUUUAAAAUUUUCUUUUUUUUUCUUAGGUGUAGGAAUUACAGUUGCUUGUGAAACAUCAGACUCGUUGUGGUUUACAUAUUCAGAGACUUGAACAGCAUGCUUGUUUGUGGACUCAUUUUUUUUAUUCUUCGUUUUUUUAUUUUUUUUCUGUUCAGCUGUCUUCUCUUGAUCAUCUAAUCUAAGAUUUUCUUCAGUAACAGGAGGAUACGAACUAUUUUGUUUCCUUUUCUUUUUUUUACUAGGACUUGUUUGCUUUUUGGUUGUAGUCUGUGUGGUUUCUUCGAAUUCACACCAUGUGGCUGUUCGUUUUUGAGUUUUGUGUUCCUUAAGAAAAUUCUCAUAAUUCUCAAUACGUUUCUUUUCAGCCUAGAAAUAAAUAUUACUUGUGUAUAUUAAUAGUGAACGGAUAUAUUAAGUAGAAAUAAAA